AUGGGUAUUAUGGAGAAGAUAUCUAAGGUAAUGGAGCUCAAUGAAGAAAAGAAGACCAGGGUCCAAGCUUUGAUGUCCUUGGCUCUUGGUGAAUGGGAGGAAUUUGAUAGCCAUUUAACCCCAUUGCGGAACAGUUUUGAUGAGGGAUUUAAUGAGCUUGGGUCAAGAGAGAAGAAACUGAAUUUGCUUCAAGAAUCAGUCAACCAGAGUACUACAAAACUUGACGCAAGGAGAUUAUGGAUAGAGCAGAAGAUUAAGGAGUUGGAUGAAAAGGAAAAUUUGAUGAAAGGGCUUUUGCAGAGGAUAGAAGAGGAGCAAAUGCAGCUUGGGAAUCUGAGGGGUUUUGUUGAUGAAAAGCUGAAGGAUGUUGCUUUACAAGAGAAGCUUUUUGACGGUCUUUCAGAAAAGCUGCAGUUGAUUCGAGCUGAAAUUGAGAGAAGAGAAAAUGUGCUUGAUUUAGAAGUAAAGAAGUCGGAGAUAAGGGAGAGUGAGCUUGAUUCAAGAGAGAGAAAGUUGGAGAUAGAGGGGAAUGAGCUUAAUUUAAAAGAGAAGAAGCUGGAGAUGAGGGAGAAUGAGCUUGAUUCAAGAGAGAAGAAGCUGGAGAUAAGGGAGAAUGAGAUUGAUUUGAGAGAGAAAAAUGUUUAUAGAAGGCAACAUGAACUUGAUGUGAAAAAGAAAAGUUUGAAGACAAGGGAAAAUGAGCUUGAUGCUAUUGAGCAACAUUCAGACAGAAAGCAAUUAGAGCUUGAUUCAAAAGGGAAAAUUUUACAGAGAAAGGACAAUGAACUUGAUAUAAAGCAUGAAAAUUUGGAGAGUAGGGAAAAGGAUAUUGAAUCUAAAGAGAGAGAGUUGGAGGGAAAGGAAAAUGAGCUCAAUGCAAAAGAGAAAAAAUUUAGGAAAAUUAUUUUGGAUUUGGAACUGAAAUUUGUUUCCAUCCUAGAAUCCGCAGAACAAUGUGACAAAGAACCAAACGCAGACACUUCAACUCAGACUGCAGAGCAAACACAGAAGAGCAGGAAGAGAUUGAGGAAUUUGGCAUUGGCUUCUGACAGAAUUCUUGAUGCUGCUGAAGAAACCGGCAACAAUCUGUCUAGAAGAAGCUGCAUACAUGACAAAGAGGCAGAACAAGUCACUACUCAUGAUCUUGGUGAAUCAGGCGCAGUCAAUAUACACAAGAAUGACUAUAAAGCACAGGCUUGCAGCACUCAACAAACCUUAGUUCUUGAUGUUUCUCAAUCAGAAUCUAAUUCACGGGAUAACUUACAGACACCUCCCUUUAUUAAUCCAGGGGCAUUGGCUAAUAAUACAGGCAAGGAGAAACUAGAAUGUCUCUUUAAUGUAGGAGAGACAUGGGCCUGUUUCAAUGCCAAAGAUCACAUGCCAAGAUCAUAUGUCCAAAUCAUAAAGGUCAUUAAAAAGGGUGGAAAUUGUAGGCUUGGUGUUGUGUGGCUCAAGCCUUUGCCAGGGCUUCCAGGUGAGAAUGAGUGGAUAAAGGCUGGCUUACCAGUUGGCUGUGGCAUGUUUAAUCGUGAGAGAACAAGUGUGGAAUCUCCUAGUGUGUUCUCUCAUCGAGUUUUCUGUGUCGGAAAAGAAGGUUAUCCUUACUGCAUACUUCCUAAUGAAGGAGAGAUUUGGGCAAUUUAUAAGGACUGGGAUAUCAUCAAAUGGGGCUGUCAUCCAGAAAAUCAUAGACAGUGCAAGUAUGAACUUGUGGAAAUUCUUUCGUAUCUAACAGAUCCUUCUUCAUCUGUUGGCUUUAGAGUUGCUUGCUUGGACAAAAUAGGACAUGUAAAUUCAUUUUGGAGGAGAAGUCAGCAUGAGAACAAUUCAUUUCUAAUAAUGCCUAAUGACUUCUAUAGGUUUUCUCACAAAUUAACCUCUAGGCAGAUGAACUGCAAUGUGACUGAUGGUGUCCAGGAUGGUGUAUUUGAAAUUGAACAUAAAUUCCUGCCUCCAGGCCUUUGAUGAGUUUUGGGACAUGCAUUGAGGUGGAAAACUAGUUGUUCAGUCA
This is a messenger RNA of Coffea eugenioides, 2011 nucleotides long. RefSeq names its product MAR-binding filament-like protein 1-1. The transcript has 2 exons. Bases 1 to 1965 code for a protein of 654 amino acids. NCBI's taxonomy places the organism in Eukaryota, Viridiplantae, Streptophyta, Magnoliopsida, Gentianales, Rubiaceae. The record is from RefSeq and is a predicted model, not a curated record.